Molecule: messenger RNA, 468 nt
Organism: Procambarus clarkii (red swamp crayfish)
Lineage: Eukaryota; Metazoa; Arthropoda; Malacostraca; Decapoda; Cambaridae
Source: RefSeq, a predicted model, not a curated record
AUGAGGAGGUCAAAGAGGAAGAUCUCCCUCCUCCUCCUCCUCUCCUUCAGAGAAGUGUAUGGAGGCCGGAGACGAAGCACUCGUACCCGACGACCCCCGCCCUUUGCGGCCCCCGACGACCCCCGCCCUUCGCGGCCCCCGACGACCCACGCCCUUCGCGGCCCCCGACGACCACCGCCCUUCGCGGCCCCCGACGACCCCCGCCCUUCGCGGCCCCCGACGACCCCCGCCCUUCGCGGCCCCCGACGACCCCCGCCCUUCGCGGCCCCCGACGACCCCCGCCCUUCGCGGCCCCCGACGACCCCCGCCCUUCGCGGCCCCCGACGACCCCCGCCCUUCGCGGCCCCCGACGACCCCCGCCCUUCGCUGCCUCGCCCAGACAGUAAGGUUGACCUCCACCUGAUAAUUUCACGCACACUGAGUGUCGUGACGCUGCUGGGAGACGUAAUAUGUGGCCCCAUAUCUUAA